This is a messenger RNA of Caenorhabditis briggsae, 198 nucleotides long. Bases 1 to 198 code for a protein of 65 amino acids. Lineage: Eukaryota; Metazoa; Nematoda; Chromadorea; Rhabditida; Rhabditidae. The transcript is spliced from 2 exons. The record is from RefSeq and is a predicted model, not a curated record.
AUGACUUUAGGCCGUCUGGCUCUUCCGCUUCUUUUGCAAAAUCUUUUUUCUCUCUCUCUCUCUCUCUUUUCCUGCAAAAUCCCCCCCCCCCCCCCAAAAGCGGCUGGUCAAGAAAAAGGAGGACGCACGCCCGAUUGCAUACAUAAAGGCGAGGACGACAGCUGUACGCAGAGUGACAUUAAGCGUUGUACACCGUGA